AUGGAUAAUAGUUGGAAUACUUGGGGAUCGUCUUCGAAUAAUGUUGAUGAUGAUGACGAUGACUGGGAACUAAUCCAAUGGGCAACGGUUAUUCUAUUCAACCCUGUGUCUGAACGUCUAGCAGGAUAUAUAUUGCCUCUACCAUGCAGAAACAGCAUGCUAAGUGGCCGUGCGUAUGUGCAAGAAGUGAUUGAUGGCCAUCCUGCAAGAGUACUUGAGAACUGUAGAAUAACGGUGGAUUCUUUCAUGCGCUUAUGUGACAUUCUUGUGAGUGGGGGAUAUGUACCACAAAAUCCCCAGAAAAGAGUGCUCAUAGAGGAAGCACUGUGCAUGACAUUAGUCAUGUUGAGUCACAAUCAUCGAAUGCGCUGCCUCGCUGAACGAUUCCAACAUUCUUCGGAAACCAUCUGCAGGAACAUUCAUGAGGUGUUGCGGGGCCUUUCAUAUCAAAUCUACAAGAAUGCUGUAGGUGCAUUAGAUGGUACACAUAUUCCAGCACAUCCGCCACCUGGACAACAAGCGGCAUAUACGAAUAGGCAUGGCCAAUCAACUCAAAAUGUACUAGCCAUUUGCGAUUUUGAUAUGCGAUUUUCAUAUAUUUAUGCUGGUUGGGAAGGAAGCGCCCAUGAUGCACGCGUCUUGGACGGAGCACUAACAGGACCUACACAUUUUUCGAUGCCCCCUCCAGGAAAAUACUACCUUGUGGACUCGGCAUACAGAAAUAUUCCUGGAUUUCUUGCACCUUAUCGUGGAACACCUCGACAAAAUGCUCAAGGCCGACGUGGCUCUUCCUCCCCUAAGCAACUUUUCAAUACUCGUCACUCAUCACUUAGAAAUGUAAUUGAGAGAUGCUUUGGGGUGCUUAAAAGGAGAUUCACUAUCCUACGUGGUCCUGUACCUAAUUUUUAUAUGAGUACACAAAUAAAUGUGGUGAUAGCUUGCUGUACUCUACACAAUUUCAUACGAGAUGAAUUGCCAGAUGAUGACAUAUUCAAUGAUCAUGAUCAGGAGAUGGAUAUCGAAGGAGAAGGUGGGGUCCCACCUAUGCCAGAAAUUCAACCCUUAAGUGCCUCACAACAAGAGGUCAAUGAAUGGCAUGAAAUGAGAGAUGAAAUGGCAAAUGGAAUGUGGAAUGCGUAUCGGAGUGCGAGACGAAGAAAUUACCUCACAGUGCAACUUGCUCACACGACAGAGCUGAAUUCUUUCUUCCUCUCGGCUCGCGCAAGGACUGGUGGCGAUAUUCCUGGUUGCAGUGCUUUCGGCUAUGGUGGUGUUGGAGUUUUGAGGAUGUUUGCAGCUGGUGGAGGUUGA
Coffea arabica (coffee) is the source of this 1311-nucleotide messenger RNA. RefSeq lists its product as uncharacterized. NCBI's taxonomy places the organism in Eukaryota, Viridiplantae, Streptophyta, Magnoliopsida, Gentianales, Rubiaceae. The record is from RefSeq and is a predicted model, not a curated record.